This is a messenger RNA of Uranotaenia lowii, 4155 nucleotides long. RefSeq lists its product as uncharacterized. The transcript has a single exon. Gene Ontology annotation, biological process: proteolysis; DNA integration. Gene Ontology annotation, molecular function: nucleic acid binding; zinc ion binding; aspartic-type endopeptidase activity. Lineage: Eukaryota; Metazoa; Arthropoda; Insecta; Diptera; Culicidae. The record is from RefSeq and is a predicted model, not a curated record. The coding region runs from base 1 to 4155 and encodes 1384 amino acids.
AUGUUUCGGGACGAUCCGCCUGCUAAUCGUGCUGUUGCUGCUGCCCCAGCUGCUGCUGCUGUUCCAGUUGCCGUGCCGCCAUCUUUCACAAUUGAACCAUUCGACCGAAAUCGAAUGAAGUGGUCAAGAUGGGUGGACCGACUAGAAUUUUCGUUCACCUUGUUCGGCAUUCGGGAGGAUUUCCGAUUGUUUAUGUUGCUGCACUAUAUGGGGGGAGAAAAUUACGAUAUCGUUUGUGACAAAUUAUCACCCCGAAGACCGCAAGAGCAGACGUAUGCUCAAAUUGUGGCCCUGCUGGAGGCGCAUUUUAAUCCUGUGCCGUUGGAGAUUUUGGAAAAUUUCCGCUUCAAGUGCCGCAAACAAGGAGAUGAACGACCGGAAGAGACAAUCGACGAGUACUUGGUAGCACUUCGAAAGCUUGCUAUCACAUGCAAUUUCGGCGACUAUCUCAACACUGCUUUGCGGAACCAGUUCGUCUUUGGUUUGAAGGAUCGUGCCAUUCAAGCGCGGCUGCUUGAAGUGCGGGAUCUCACUCUGGAUCGUGCCCGGGAUACUGCGGUUUCAAUGGAGCUCUCCAACAAAGGCGGAAGAGAGAUCCAAUUGAAACAAGGAAGAAGUGAAAUGAAUUUCGUGGACCAUUCUCGCUCUGCGAAAGCCACCCGGUCGAAUACAAUCAAGAAGAAGAAAAGUGAAAAUAUGGAUGCCGGGAAGAAGAAAGGUGAAUGUUUUCGUUGCGGAAGUCCAGAUCAUUUCGCAAACAAGUGUCCGUACCAGAAUGCGGUGUGCAGGCAUUGCAAAGUAUCCGGACAUCUACAAAAAGUGUGCCUAAAGAUGAAGAAGAACGCGAAAAGUGACGCCAAGAGCGUAAAAUCGGAUGCAAAUUUGCUCGAAGAAUCACAAGAAAGUGCAAGUGAGGUUAUAUCCUUGGAUGAAGUGUGCAAGUUAGACGGUGUCACCGUGUCACCAUCCCCAAAGUAUUGGUUGGAUGUGAACGUAAAUAGUGCUACGAUACGGUUUGAAGUGGACACUGGUGCUCCAGUAACAAUAAUAAGUGUGAAAGACAAAGAAAUGUACUUUCCUGAGAAUGCGAUGCUACCGUCUAACUUGGAGUUAGUGAGUUUUUGUGAUACGAAAAUUAAAAUCCGAGGAAUGCUGAAAGUGAGUGUAAAUUACAAAGAAAAAUCGAUGCUGUUGCCGUUGUACGUUUCGAACGUGAAGAAACAUCCGCUGCUGGGACGUCAGUGGUUGUCGGUGAUGCGAGUUGAUUUGAACAAGAUCGCCUACCACGAUGUCCAUACGAUUGCUGCUGCUGCUGUGCCGCUGAAAACAACGCCUGCUGCUGUGAAAUCGCUUGUUGAGAGGUAUGCUGUUCUCUACGACGAGUCGAUUGGAAAGAUAAAAGGGUUGUCCGUCAAGCUAUGCCUGAAGCCAAAUACGAAUCCGGUCUACAUCAAAGCCAGAACAGUGCCUUUCUCCUUACGUGGUGCUGUUGAGAAGGAGCUCGACAAGUUGGUGAGUGAUGGAGUGCUCGAAAAAGUGAACCACAGUACAUGGGCGACUCCCGUGGUUCCAGUCCCAAAGGCCAAUAAUAAAGUGCGACUCUGCGGUGACUACAAGAUUACUGUCAAUCCAAAUCUGGUAGUUGACGAUCAUCCGCUGCCGACAAUUGAGGAGCUUUUCGCCAAUGUUGCUGGAGGCGAGAAGUUCACGAAGAUCGACUUGACGCAAGCGUACCUGCAACUGGAAGUUGAUCCGGAUGAUCGAGAAGUGCUGACUCUUAAUACACACAAGGGUCUAUACCGGCCGACGCGCCUGAUGUACGGCAUUGCGUCUGCACCUGCGAUUUGGCAAAGAUUGAUCGAGCAAAUACUGAAUGGAAUACCUGGUGUUACCGUGUUCCUGGACGAUAUUCGGGUUACUGGUCCGAAUGAUCAUGUACAUUUGCAACGGCUUGAAGAAGUUCUGAAGCGCCUCAGUUCGUACAACAUGCGCAUCAACCUGGAGAAGUGCCAUUUCUUCGCGAACGAGAUUGAAUACUGUGGAUACAGAAUCGACAAAGACGGUAUCCACAAGGUUGACAAGAAGAUCGCUGCCAUUCAGAACAUGCCCAGACCGGAGAAUAAGGAACAGAUUCGCUCGUUCGUUGGACUUGUGAAUUAUUAUGGAAGGUUCUUCCCAAACCUUAGUACGACUCUUUACCCGCUGAAUAACCUGUUGAAGAAUGACGUCCGUUUCGAGUGGUCGAAGCAAUGCGAAGAAGCAUUCAGCAAAGUCAAGCAAGAAAUGCAGUCCGACAAGUUCCUUGUUCACUACGACCCAACCCUGCCGCUAGUUCUCGCUACUGAUGCCUCACCCUAUGGUGUCGGUGCGGUACUGAGCCACGUCUAUUCCGAUGGUUCGGAAAGACCAAUCCAAUACGCGUCUCAAACGCUCAAUGCUACGCAACAGGCCUACAAGCAAGUUGACCGAGAGGCAUACGGAAUCAUUUUUGGAGUUCGCAAGUUUUACCAGUACCUGUACGGGAGGAGAUUUACUCUGCUAACAGAUAACCAGCCAUUGAAGCAGAUCUUCUCCGACGCGAAAGGUCUCCCGAAAAUGUCUGCCCUGAGAAUGCAGCAUUAUGCUACAUUUCUUCAGUCAUUCAACUACGAAAUCAAGUUCAGGCCUACCGGACAACACUACAAUGCCGAUGCUUUCUCACGUCUACCGCUGAAGGAGAAAACUCCGGAGAAUGUCAUCGAAGAGACGGACUACCUGGAAAUCAACAUGAUCGAAACAUUACCACUGACCGUAGAGGAGCUCGCUAAAGCUACUGCUACGGACCAGUCUGUGAAAGUACUGCUGGAAGGUUUGCGGAAUGGGAAGACCGUCGAACCUAGAGACCGUUUCGACGUAGAUCAACAGGAGUUCACGGUGCAGAAAGGCUGCGUCAUGCGAAGGAUUCGAGUUUACAUUCCUCCGUGCUUGCGAGUGAAAGUGCUUGCCGAACUACACUCUACACACUUCGGCACAAAUCGAUUGAAGGCUCUCGCUCGAGGAUACGUGUGGUGGGAAAAGAUCGACCAAGACAUCGAGGAGAUCGUGCGCAACUGCAACUACUGUCAGUCCACCAGGGCUGAACCCACCAAAGCGCCGACGCACUGCUGGGAAACACCGACUGCACCAUUCGAACGAGUUCACGUCGAUUUUGCUGGUCCGUUCAUGAACACAUACUUUAUUGUGCUUGUGGACGCCUACACGAAAUGGCCUGAGGUGCGUAUACUGAAUAACAUUACUACUGCUACUACCAUCCAAAUCUGUCGUGAAUACUUCGCAACGUACGGAAUUCCAUCCGUCCUGGUGAGCGACCGUGGAGUUCAAUUCACGUCCGAGGAGUUUCAAAGGUUUUUGAAAAUGAAUGGAGUCUAUCACAAGAUGGGUGCACCGUAUCAUCCUGCGACGAACGGUCAAGUCGAAAGAUUCGUUCAGACAUUCAAAGCGAAGUUGAAGAGUUUGCAGUGUGACAGAUCAUCGAUACAUGCUGAGUUGUGCAAGAUUUUGCUGGCCUACCGGAAGACGAUACACCCAGCAACUGGUAAAUCGCCUUCGAUGAUGCUGUUCAACCGACAGAUACGAUCUCGUUUGGAUUUGCUGAUUCCAAAUUCAACAACCGAAGCCAAGAAGAUCGAUGGUAAGGUGCGCGACAUCGCUGAGGGGGCGAGAGUUGCGGCCAGAGAUUACCUCAACAAGGAGAAAUGGAAAUACGGUGUGGUUUCUGAAAAACUUGGAAAACUGCACUAUCAUAUUCGACUCGAUGAUGGGAGAACCUGGAAACGCCACAUAGACCAAAUCCGAGAAGUAGGACAACAUCUGCCGAACAAAAACGAUCAACCUACACCUGUGUUGAUUGAGAACGAUCCUGUUACCGAGACAACAGUACCUGUGGCCAUCGAGCGAACUACCAUGAACACACCUGUGACUCCAAGAGUACUGCCGUCGGGUCCGAAGUCUCCUACCAAGCCACCAUCCAUGCCAGCUAGGUCUACAGAGGAUCAAGUCACCGAAGUCGCCUUGGGUCCAAGAGAAGCUGCUGCCAACACUGGUCGUAGCCACGAUCACCAAUCACCAAGACGUUCGGGACGGGUCAUCCGACCACCGAAGAAGCUGGAUUUGUGA